CCGAAACAUGAAUGUUCACUUUUUAUAUUCAUAGUACUGAUUUUGCUUUCCAAGCUUUGUUUAAAGCUCUCAUUUAGCUUGCACUUACCAGGAUCAUAUUUCAAUCAAAAAGAAUUUACCGUGUGAGGAGUUUCGUACUCUCUAGUAUUUCAGAUAUUGAGACAGUAUGGAUAAUCUCCUUCCUAGAGGUGAUCCUCGAGUAGAAAAUUGGCCAUUAAUGCAUAGCCCAAUGCCUGUGCUGCUAAUUCUUUCACUAUAUUGGGCUUUUGUUCUUUGGCUUGGUCCAAAAAUUAUGAAAAAUCAGUCUACAGGAUUUCAUCUACGUCCACUUAUGGUUAUUUACAAUGCUGUUAUGGUGGCAUUUUCAUUUUGGCUGGUGUAUGAAUUCGCUGUAUCAGGUUGGCUGACUGGUUAUACAUUUGGCUGUCAACUGGUCGAUCGUUCAACAAGACCAAAAGCUAUGCGUAUGGCUAAUGUUUGCUGGUUCUACUUUAUUACCAAGCUUAUUGAAUUAUUUGAUACUGUAUUGUUUAUUCUUCGAAAGAAAUUUGAAUUAGUCAGCUUUCUUCAUGUAUUCCAUCAUUCAAUGAUGCCUAUAUCUUGGUGGUUUGGUGUAAAGUAUGUUCCAGGUGGUAUAGGAACUUUCCAUGCAUUUUUAAAUAGUAUUAUUCAUUUCUUCAUGUACACCUAUUAUGGUUUGGCUGCAGCUGGGCCUCGUUUUCAACGUUAUCUAUGGUGGAAAAAAUAUAUGACUACAGCUCAGAUAGUUCAGUUUAUCAUUGUGAUUUUCCAUUCCGUGUAUACUCUGUCGUUAAGAGACUGUGAUUAUCCAAAGUUGUUCAACUACUGGAUUUUAUCGUCUGCAUUGAUUUUCCUAUUUCUGUUCGCUAAAUUCUACUCAAAGACAUACAAGAAGCCAGUCCAUUCAAUGAGUGAAAACACGCUUGAAAGCAAAUACAAUCAUAAGAUCCACUCAUUGAAAUCUGAUUAACUAAAUUAUUGAGAUAAAUAACCCUUCAAAUUGUGUUAUUCGUUCAACUUCUCAUUCUAUUUGUAUACGAGUGUAUACAUCAAAAUUUAUUUAGAAGAGGAAUCAUUACUGUACAAUAACAAAACAAAACACAACAACUAAUCACCUGAGAAUGAAUGAAGCAAACCGAAAAGGAAGCGAAACAUCAACAACAGCAGCAACAACCACAACGAGUUUCUGCUACAUUGUCUAGUUAUCUUUCUUCCACUCUGUCUUUCGUCAUUCCUCUGUGCUUCAUCUUCACAUUCUUCUGCAUUUUCAUUGCUACCGUCUUCUUCUUCUCCUCUUCCUUGUUCUCCUUCUGCUUCCUGUUCGUCUUGCUUUGCUGCGCCAUAUAUAAUCAUCAUUCUCCGUAUCCUUGUCAUCAACUCAAUGUGUUAUCUAUGUGUAUGCAACAGUUUAUGCCAUUCUUGUCUAUCAAGAGAAAUAUGCCUACUACCUAUUUGGUUUAUUAUGAUUAUUAUGAUUAUUAUUAUUGUUAUUGUUAUAUUUUGUGUGUAUUCAUAAAUAUAAAUUAUCCUGUUGAA
This is a messenger RNA of Trichobilharzia szidati, 1557 nucleotides long. The record is from the annotation of a GenBank genome assembly. Lineage: Eukaryota; Metazoa; Platyhelminthes; Trematoda; Strigeidida; Schistosomatidae.